This is a messenger RNA of Fulvia fulva, 1158 nucleotides long. RefSeq lists its product as uncharacterized. The record is from RefSeq and is a predicted model, not a curated record. The transcript is spliced from 3 exons. Bases 1 to 1158 code for a protein of 385 amino acids. NCBI's taxonomy places the organism in Eukaryota, Fungi, Ascomycota, Dothideomycetes, Mycosphaerellales, Mycosphaerellaceae. Gene Ontology annotation, molecular function: protein binding.
AUGCAAUUUCCUUUCGCGCAGUACAUGGUAGCAGCACAGUCGAUCACAGUCUCACAGGCCGAAGAGUAUCGCCGGUGCUUGAUGUUCGACAAGGCAUUCGCGGAUGUGAAAGCAAGAGACAUGCAACAGAUGUGGAAAGCACAAGACUCUCUUCUGAAGUUUGAGCAAGGCGAAGCCUUGGUGGAGGAAGAUACCACUGAGGUGGUCUCACAAUUUGAGAGUGGUAUGCUCCAGGCCCUAAACGACAAAAUCGAUACUUUUCGCUUCGACGAGCUUGUAUGCCCUUCAGAUCCGUCGUGGCCACCGGAAAAGUUCCGUACAUGGCUCUUGAGACACGACUUUUCCGCACAGUGGUAUUCUGCAUUGCACACUUGGAUUUACACGGUCUCCAUGUCAUCGAUCUCAUCGCCAAGUCGAGGAGUCGAGGGGCGGGAUUUCUUGCCACAAACUCUUCUUCCUGAAGUUGCAAUCGAAUAUGCAACUGCUGGUAUUAUGGAUUUCAGACUUCAUGAGCUUCGUCGAGAAGGACAGAGACUUCGAUCGAGCGCGAGACUUAUUCAAGAAUUGGCCGCCUGGCAUGCUCUCCUACCAGGAAAGACCGUCACUACUACUUCCCAGACGAUAACACCAUUCUGGCCAUCCCUGCUGAAAUACCCAACCCUCCUCUCCAUCUUCCGCAACAACAAUUUCGACAUCGGAACCGGCCACCAAGCCCUCUUCGGCGAAAUCUGCCGCAUCAAUCACGACUGCGUUCCGAACUGUCAAGGGAACUUCAACCAGAAUUUGGAUCGUUUCACGAUUCAUUCGAUUCAACCGAUUCAGCAGAAUGAGGAACUUACAAUCAGCUAUUUGAGCGAACACGGCGCUCUGAAGGAAUCGCGCCAGGGCCGCUUGAGGCAGCAGUACGGGUUUUUGUGUGAUUGUCCUGCCUGUGAUGCGAAGAGUCCGAGGGGCAAGGUGGGGGAGGACAAGAGGGUGGAUUUGCAGGAAAUGUUGCACGAGUUUGCCGAGGAUGCUGAGCAGCGGGCAGGGCCGAGUGCGGAGGCCGAGCUGAGGAUGAUGGUAAGGAUGAUUGAGGUCUAUGAGAGUGAGGGUAUUGCAGGGAGGGAGCUUGCUACGAUGUGUAUGACGGCGGCUGAGGACUGCGGCGAAGCUUGA